AUGGUUGAUUGUUUGCCUAUCAAAGGCAUGGUUGGUGGUCUUAUCUAUCUGGGAGUUUGCAACAAGACUUCGAAUUGGGCAUGGAUGGCAGGCCUCAUGAGAAAUAGGAACGAGCCUGAGAUUCUGGCAGAAUUUCUGCAGAUCAAGCAGACAAUCGAACUUGAGAGUCAAUUGAGCCAAAGAAGUUCCUGGAAAUCCCUUGUAUCUCUUGUGAUUGGCACAAUGGUGAUAGCUGCAUCAUUCGCUACUCUUGCCAUACUGCAGCAACGUAUCGAGGCUACCAACGAAGCCGCAUCCGCCAAAGGGACCGUAGCCGUGUGCUUCGUUUUCUACUGGGCGGCCUUUUCAUCUUAUACCCAAAGAGCCCGUGGCGUUGGUGUUGGUCAGGCCCUUCAUGUUGGCUACCAGUAG
Colletotrichum gloeosporioides is the source of this 411-nucleotide messenger RNA. RefSeq lists its product as uncharacterized. The transcript is spliced from 4 exons. The coding region runs from base 1 to 411 and encodes 136 amino acids. The record is from RefSeq and is a predicted model, not a curated record. NCBI's taxonomy places the organism in Eukaryota, Fungi, Ascomycota, Sordariomycetes, Glomerellales, Glomerellaceae.